Messenger RNA from Vicia villosa (hairy vetch), 1158 nucleotides. RefSeq lists its product as uncharacterized. Gene Ontology annotation, cellular component: membrane; Golgi apparatus. Gene Ontology annotation, molecular function: small GTPase binding. The transcript is spliced from 6 exons. Lineage: Eukaryota; Viridiplantae; Streptophyta; Magnoliopsida; Fabales; Fabaceae. The coding region runs from base 146 to 997 and encodes 283 amino acids. Gene Ontology annotation, biological process: vesicle-mediated transport. The record is from RefSeq and is a predicted model, not a curated record.
GCGUAAUCUACCGAACAUAGAUUUGUCUGAGUAAAGAAAAGAAAAGAAAAAUAAAAUCAAAACUGAGAGAGAGUGCGAACAAACGAAAGAAGAAAGAAGAAGAGAUAGAUCUGUGGAUCUGUGAUCAUAAGAAGAAGAAGAAGAAAUGAUGACAUCAGGAGGAAAAUACACAACGAUUAAUAAUCAACAGUUACAAGGAUCUGUUCCGGCCGUUCCAGAUCCACCGCCGGUCACCGUCAAAUUCACCGAUUCAAAUCUUCAGACGUUUCCUCCAUCACAAGCACAAGGGAAGAUUACUAGUGGUUCUAGACCACCUCGAGAUGCAGAUGAUUCAUUUUCAAAACCUGUACCUGGUGGUUCUUCUGAUGAACCUCAGCAGGGUGGUUGGCUUCGAAAUUUCGCAGUUGCUGCUUACAAACCAUACUUUGAUGUUGACACUUCAGAUGUUCUAGAGAGGAUUAUAGACUCCCUUUUUCCAUUCAGAGGAACUUUUAAUGAAAAAACUUCUACCAACCCUGAUUUGUAUGGGCCAUUCUGGAUUUGUACUACAUUAAUAUUUCUAGCAGCAUCUAUGGGAACAUUUGUAACAUAUAUAGCACACAAGCUGAAGGAUCAGGAAUGGAACUAUGACAUAAAUCUGGUGACUUGGUCUGCUGGUUUGUUUUAUGGCUAUGUUACGAUCGUUCCUCUUUGCCUUUAUGUAAUCCUCAAGUACUUCUCUGUACCGGCGGGACUUGUUCAACUACUCUGCCUAUAUGGAUAUUCCCUGUUCAUCUUUAUUCCAGCUCUGUGCAUGUCCAUUGUCCCACUGGAUAUAUUCAGAUGGGUGAUUGCAGGUGUGGCAGGGUUCAUGUCGGCAACAUUUGUUGCACUUAACCUACGGGCUCAUAUCAAGUCAGCAGGGGAACAGUGGUUCUUCAUUGUUGCUGGCAUUUUUCUACUGCAGUUGGCUCUAUCCGUUGUUUUAAAGAUCUACCUCUUUACGGUAUCAGUUUAAGAUGAAACUGGAAUGCAUGAAUGAGAAAUAUAUUUCGAAGAGAUAGUUUUUUGUCCUAAUAGGAUUUCAUUAAUACAGUUUAAUUGAAAUAUCAUUCACAGAUUAAACCUUGUGUAUUCAUUAAUUCAUCGCAAUAUAUAGAAGCAUUCUGUAUUUGUUCA